UGAUGUACUGACAGAGGAAGAGCAGCAGAGAGGCAGUGAUGAAGAUCACACUGAACUUUCUGAGGAUGAUGAAGCAGGAGGAGCUGGCUGACUGUCUGCAGAGGCAGAAACAUCCUGCUGCGGAUUGUCAACAUCAUCUUAAAUCUGGUCUGAAGAAGAAGUUCCAGUGUGUGUUUGAGGGGAUUGCUAAAGCAGGAAGUCCAACCCUUCUGAACCAGAUCUACACAGAGCUCUACAUCACAGAGGGAGGGACUAGAGAGGUCAAUGAUGAACAUGAGGUCAGACAGAUUGAAACAGCAUCCAGGAAACCACACAGACCAGAAACAACAAUCAGACAAGAAGACAUCUUUAAAGUCCCACCUGGAAGAGAUCAACCAAUCAGAACAGUGAUGACAAAGGGAGUGGCUGGCAUUGGGAAAACAGUCUUAACACAGAAGUUCACUCUGGACUGGGCUGAAGACAAAGCCCACCAGAACAUCCAGUUCAUAUUUCCAUUCACUUUCAGAGAGCUGAAUGUGCUGAAAGAGAAAAAGUUCAGUUUGGUGGAACUUGUUCAUUAUUUCUUUACUGAAACCAAAGAAAUCUGCAGCUUUGAACACUUCCAGGUUCUGUUCAUCUUUGAUGGCUUGGAUGAGAGUCGACUUCCUCUGGACUUCCACAACAAGGAGAUCCUGACUGAUGCUACAGAGUCCACCUCAGUGGAUGUUCUGCUGACAAACCUCAUCAGGGGGAAACUGCUUCCCUCUGCUCACUUCUGGAUAACCACACGACCUGCAGCAGCCAAUCAGAUCCCUCCUGAAUGUAUAGGCAUGGUAACAGAAGUCAGAGGGUUCAACGACCCACAGAAGGAGGAGUACUUCAGGAAGAGAUUCAGAGAUGAGGAGCAGGCCAGCAGGAUCAUCUCCCAUAUGAAGACAUCACGAAGCCUCCACAUCAUGUGCCACAUCCCAGUCUUCUGCUGGAUCACUGCUACAGUUCUGGAGGAUGUGCUGAAGAGCAGAGAGGGAGGAGAGCUGCCCAGAACCCUGACUGAGAUGUACAUCCACUUCCUGGUGGUUCAGGCCAAAGUGAAGAAGGUCAAGUACGAUGGAGGAGCUGAAUCAGAUCCACACUGGAGUCCAGAGAGCAGGAAGAUGAUUGAGUCUCUGGGAAAACUGGCUUUUGAUCAGCUGCAGAAAGGAAACCUGAUCUUCUAUGAAUCAGACCUGACAGAGUGUGGCAUCAAUAUCAGAGCAGCCUCAGUGUACUCAGGAGUGUUCACACAGAUUUUUAAAGAGGAGAGAGGGCUGUACCAGGAAAAGGUGUUCUGCUUUGUCCAUCUGAGUGUUCAGGAGUUUCUGGCUGCUCUUCAUGUUCAUCUGACCUUCAUCAACUCUGGUGUCAACCUGACGGAAACAAAAGAACCAAAAUCCUCCUUGUUUUCUAUAUUAUUCAACAAAUCCAAUAUGAAUUAUCUCCAUCAAACAGCUGUUGACCAGGCCUUACAGAGUCCAAAUGGACACCUGGACAUGUUCCUCCGCUUCCUCCUUGGACUUUCACUGCAGACCAAUCAGAGACUCCUACAAGGUCUGGUGAAACAGACAGGAGGUAGCGCACAGACCAAUCACAAAACGGCUCAGUACAUCAAGGAAAAGAUCAAUGAGAAUGUGUCUGCAGAAAAAAGCAUCAAUCUGUUCCACUGUCUGAAUGAACUGGAUGAUCGUUCUCUAGUAAAGGAGAUCCAACGGUUUCAGAGUUCAGGACGUCUCUCCACAGAUGAACUGUCUCCUGCUCAUUGGUCAGCUCUGGGUUUCAUCUUGGUUUCAUCAGGAGAAGAUCUGGAAGUGUUUAAUCUGAAGAAAUAUUCUGCUUCAGAGGACAUUCUUCUGAGGCUGCUGCCAGUGGUUAAAGCCUCCAACAAAGCUCUACUGAGUGACUGUAACCUCACAGAGAGAAGUUGUGAAGUUCUGUCCUCAGUUCUCAGCUCCCAGUCCUCCAGUCUCAGAGAACUGGACCUGAGUAACAACAACCUGUGGGAUUCAGGAGUGAAGCUUCUCUCUGCUGGACUGAAGAGUCCAAACUGCAACCUGGAAACUCUCAGACUGAGUGACUGUAACCUCACAGAGAGAAGUUGUGAAGUUCUGUCCUCAGUUCUCAGCUCCCAGUCCUCCAGUCUCAGAGAACUGGACCUGAGUAACAACAACCUGUGGGAUUCAGGAGUGAAGCUUCUCUCUGCUGGACUGAAGAGUCCAAACUGCAACCUGGAAACUCUCAGACUGAGUCUCUGUAACCUCUCAGAGAGAAGUUGUGAAGUUCUGUCCUCAGUUCUCAGCUCCCAGUCCUCCAGUCUCAGAGAACUGGACCUGAGUAACAACAACCUGUGGGAUUCAGGAGUGAAGCUUCUCUCUGCUGGACUGAAGAGUCCAAACUGCAACCUGGAAACUCUCAGACUGAGUGACUGUAACCUCACAGAGAGAAGUUGUGAAGCUCUGUCCUCAGUUCUCAGCUCCCAGUCCUCCAGUCUCAGAGAACUGGACCUGAGUAACAACAACCUGCAGGAUUCAGGAGUGAAGCUACUUUCAGCUGGACUGAAGAGUCCAAACUGCAACCUGGAAACUCUCAGACUGAAUGACUGUAACCUCUCUGUGAAAAGUUGUGAAGUUCUGUCCUCAGUUCACAGCUCCCAGUCCUCCAGUCUCAGAGAACUGGACCUGAGUAACAACAACCUGUGGGAUUCAGGAGUGAAGCUUCUCUCUGCUGGACUGAAGAGUCCAAACUGCAACCUGGAAACUCUCAGACUGAGUGGCUGUAACGUCUCAGAGAGAAGCUGUGAAGCUCUGUCCUCAGUUCUCAGCUCCCAGUCCUCCAGUCUCAGAGAACUGGACCUGAGUAACAACAACCUGCAGGAUUCAGGAGUGAAGCUUCUCUCUGCUGGACUGAAGAGUCCAAACUGCAACCUGGAAACUCUCAGGACAUCGGAACAGGAUUAUUAUGCCUGUCCGAGCCUUUUAAGCCUCGAAUUUCAGGAAUAUGAAGUGGUCGUGGCAGGAAUCCCUGCUACACUCCCUCCUGGAACUGCAGAUCCACGCCGGCUCCCGGCCGCCCCUGACGAUGCUCCUCAUCUGAAGACCGAAGCUGCAGAUCCUCCUGCACGUCUUGGAGCGUGCGUCGUGGUUCCUCGGCUGCCGUGCACUGACUCCAACGGAACCAGGUGUCUCCUUUCCCUUGUAGACGAACAGCAUGGGACGUCCUCUCCACUACUCAGUGUGGUCCGGUGA
Gambusia affinis (western mosquitofish) is the source of this 3257-nucleotide messenger RNA. Its product is annotated as NACHT, LRR and PYD domains-containing protein 12-like. The record is from RefSeq and is a predicted model, not a curated record. Bases 39 to 3257 code for a protein of 1072 amino acids. Lineage: Eukaryota; Metazoa; Chordata; Actinopteri; Cyprinodontiformes; Poeciliidae. Gene Ontology annotation, molecular function: protein binding. The transcript has 9 exons.